Messenger RNA from Plasmodium gonderi, 663 nucleotides. RefSeq names its product conserved Plasmodium protein, unknown function. The coding region runs from base 1 to 663 and encodes 220 amino acids. NCBI's taxonomy places the organism in Eukaryota, Apicomplexa, Aconoidasida, Haemosporida, Plasmodiidae. The transcript is spliced from 6 exons. The record is from RefSeq and is a predicted model, not a curated record.
AUGUCUACAUUGAAUAAGGGCAGUUCCGACAAGUUGGAUGCUGUGAAAAAGUACAUCAAUCAUUUUGAUCAUGCGAAUGAAACCCAGAGCAUUAACGGAUUUGUGCAAUUGCUGAAGGAUAUUAAUAUAAAAAUGGUUGUAUUCGACUUUGACUUGACUAUAAUAGGUGCUCACUCAGGGGGUUAUGUGGACAAAGCCAAUGAUAUUGAUAAUAUAGGGACGUCUGUCACGACACACUUUAAAAUUUUCUCCAAGGAACUGAAUACGAAUAAUAUAAAAAUUACUGUUGCCACGUUUUCAGACGAUGAAGCCAUACGGCAUUCUCGAGGCAAGAACUCCACACUAAUCGCAGGAGAGGACAUGGUAAAGUUCAGUAUGAAGAAUAGUAAAUGUGACGCAAGGAUCGAGAAGGUCUAUGCAUAUUAUCCCCCCUACUACCGAGAGCCGAGGCAAUAUCGACCCCUUGGACUAACGAAACCCAUGAGCUAUGAUAAGUCUUAUCACCUUAAGCAGAUUAGGUCCGACUUUGAGGUGACCAUUGAUGAAAUAUUAUUCAUUGAUGAUGACGUGAACAACUGCAUCUCAGCAAAGAAGGAGGGAUACAUAACUUUCAAUGUUACAGGCAAGAAGGGGUUCAAUUUUAAAAAUAUAAAAAUUAUGUAA